CGCGCGCCCUGACGCUUGCCUCAAUCCACGCGUCAAACGGCUCGCACGGGCCGCCCAACGGCCGCGUCACGUGACUGCAGACUUCGGCCGGGAAGCGGAGCUGGUUGCGCGAACUGAGGGCUGAGCCGCGGAAACGCUUUUCCCGUUGUUGUUUCUUCUUCCUUUCCUCGUGGGGCGAAUCCCCCUCACUUACCUCGCCGAGAGACGCCAUGAGCUGCUUUAGCCGCCUUUGCUGGGCUGCCCUGGGCUGGGCGCUGCUCCUGCUGGUGGUUGCCUCUUGCCUCACGCCCGCGUUGGCCGCGGCCGAAGAGGAGAAAGCUGGCUGUGAAAAACAUACCAACUGUAGUUCCUGCAUUAGUAGUACUGACAAGUCUGAAAUAAACUGCACAUGGAUUUUCUGCAACGAUACUUUGUUCUACUGUACAAAUGCAACGGAAAGAAGUGAUAAGUGUAAUUCUACUUCGAGAAAUGAAACUUGUUCAGUUCCUCCUAAUCCUACCACAGUUGUUGCACCUACCGCAGCCAACACUACUAUCCCAGGUCCUACACAUAACACAACUAUACCAGGCAAACCUACUUCUGCCAGACCUACUGCUGCUAAUAGUACAAUAGUUACACCUGCUGCUAGCAACACAACUUCUACAUCAGGCUCAACUUCUCCCCAACCAACUUCCAAACCAUCUCCACACAAAUCCACCUUUGAUGCAGCCAGUUUCAUUGGUGGUAUUGUCCUAGUGCUGGGACUGCAAGCAGUAAUAUUCUUUCUCUACAAAUUUUGCAAGUCCAAAGAACAAAACUAUCAUACCCUCUAGAAUACGUUGCUUUUAAGUGGACUUAACAAGGUCAACAUUUGUGGUUAGCUGCACCAAAAUAUCUUUAUUCCUUAUAGAAGACAGCAGUUCAAAAUAUUCUUAUUCUUCAAGACUUUUUUUUUAAAAAGAAAAUGUUUCUGCAACAUGCUUGGAAGAAGGUUGUAUGAAUCAUGUUUUGCUCUGCAAGAAUACUUGCAAUAUUGUGCAUGAAUCCUCACUGGCUGUCUGAAAUUUCUUUAGUGGCUGCUGCUGUGAACCCGUUUCUUUUAUCUGACAUGCCAAAUGUAGACUUUAAUAGUAACUGUAUUCAUUGGCAGCAGUGUUCUUGAUAGAUAACCGUAUGAUUGCAAUUGAUAAGUUAGCCUUAAAUGCAGUGCCCCCCUACAUUAUUAUUAUUAUUAUUAAAAUGUGAAUUCCUGGUGACUUGGCAUAAAACACUAUGUGUGUGAAAACUGGCUUUUUAUAGUGUACUGCUAGGAGAUUGGGGCAAAUUUCUAGAACUAUGUUUUUUUCUUGAAGGAUUAUGGAAGCCCAUAUUUUUCUAUACUUGGUGUCAGAAGGAUAAUUGUUUUCUAAUGUAAGCAUAAGCAGCCAUAGGAAGAAUGAUAGUCAAAGAAUGCUAGUUCCUUGGUGCAUAAGGAAGAAAGACCAGUGCCUUAAUGAGUAGGCUGCAAACUAAAAUGUUUGUGCCAUUUUAUUUGUUUGAGGUACAGUGAAUGUCAUUCCACUUGCAGCAAUUUCAUUCUAGUAGACACAUGAACUUGGGCAUUAUUUAUAUAUAUAUAUUUGUCUUUAUAUAAGUUUUUGUGAAGACAGAUGUGGAAAGAAAACAGUGUAAGCAAUCUUCAUAUACUGUUCCUAAAGCCAUGUGUUUCUAGCCUUCAAAACACUUGCCUUGGAAAGUUCUAUUGACAUGCUUUACAUUUCAGAGCAGUAGUUUCAGUAGACACUUUGUGAUUGCAAUUCGUGGAUAUUACAAACCUACCAUAAUUCUGUAUGGAUUUGAGAGAAUAUUUGCUCUUAUAUCAAUGCAGUUUCCUUCCUUAGUUUCAUAAAACACAGAUAGUCAUGGUGGAAGUAGGCAGCCCAAGCACUUGGAGCUAUGUAAAUUUUUGAUAACUAUCAAAAUAGACUGCUAAUCCUUGUUUUGCAGGUUAUAUGGCAAGCAUAGUUUAAAUGCUAGAAAUGCAACUUUAAAUGAUGCUUUUGGAUUAGCUCUAUUGCUUGCUUGAUUUUAAGCUGCUGAUGACAAAUCUGGGUUUAUGGUGUAUUGCAAAAUUUUACUGCAUUUUAAUUGCUCAACUUCUCUAGCCCUUGUAGCUAAUAGUAUUUACUUCAAUAAUGUUGCAUAGAAAGUUUAUUCAUAAUAAUACUUAGCAAACAGUACUGUAACUUUCAGGCAACUGCACUCCUAAAAGACAAUCAGCUCAGGUGUAUGAAAUGGUAAAUUGACCAGCCAAUUUUCAGCAAGCAACACAUCUGUAGCAGGUGGUAUUUAAUGGCCUUAAGCUAUACAGGUAUAGUCCAUUGUUUAACAUAAUUCCCCAUCUCUUUUAGCUUCAUAAAUUUAGAUUAAAUAUCUGAAUAUAUUCUAAAGCUUAAGCAUAAAUAAAUGCACUUCUAAAUGGUGACAGUUUAAAAAAAGCCUCUUUGCACUCUAAAGCUGUAAUAAGCUUAUGCUUAGUGGUGAGACAGAAGAUUUCAAGACCAACUGUGCAACUUACAAUUCCAGAAUUGAAAUUUGAGCCAAUUUUAUUACUGAGCCAAGAGUAAGUGCUGUUUAAAACACCACUAAACAGUCAUGUAUUCUAUGCUGAUGUUAACAUUAUGAAUCUUUCAAGUGCCUUAAAUUUUAUUACUGUCAGCUACAUGUCUGUUGAAGGAAUGUGGGGGAGAGGAAUUUUAGUCACUAGUCUUGCCCCAUUGCCAGCAAUUGUUGUUUUCCAAUGACUUUAGGAAAUUCAGGUCUCACUGCUACUCUUCAGGAAGUCUGCAUUUUCUACUUGGUUGGGGUAUAGAUGUGUACAGUACUAGAUUUUUAGGCCAUUUCUGAUAUCUUCAUGCAGUGGCAUAUUUGAUUUUCUAGACCCAAGCUUUAUCACUAACUUACCAAACCUUGGCUAAGACUGUGAGGGUGAGCCCUCUUACCUUCUAUAGCUAGAUCAGUGACAGUUUUUUUUUUCCUGGUAGUGACAUUAACCUGACUACGUACAAAUUAGGUAAGCUAAUAGAUUUUCACAGCUUCUGUCUGUUUUUUGGAGUAUAUACAUAGGGCGUUUAAAAAAAAAAACCAACACGCCCCGUCUGUGAAAUAGAUUUUUAAGGCAGUGAAUUGUGACUUCCAAGCUCUUAAUACAGAUUUUCCCUAAAAUUUAACACCUGCAAGUAUGUUGCAUCUAGAAUGGAAUGUUAUAGACAUUACUGUACUGCAUAUGUGUGUUGUCUUCAUUGGAAGAAAAUGCAAACUACUUAAUCACAAAACCAAAAUAAAUCAUUUAUUAAACUGUU
Lacerta agilis (Sand lizard) is the source of this 3320-nucleotide messenger RNA. RefSeq names its product CD164 molecule (gene CD164). Bases 210 to 812 code for a protein of 200 amino acids. The transcript has 6 exons. The record is from RefSeq and is a predicted model, not a curated record. Gene Ontology annotation, cellular component: cytoplasmic vesicle. Lineage: Eukaryota; Metazoa; Chordata; Lepidosauria; Squamata; Lacertidae.